Micromonas pusilla CCMP1545 is the source of this 1119-nucleotide messenger RNA. RefSeq lists its product as uncharacterized. The transcript has a single exon. The coding region runs from base 1 to 1119 and encodes 372 amino acids. The record is from RefSeq and is a predicted model, not a curated record. NCBI's taxonomy places the organism in Eukaryota, Viridiplantae, Chlorophyta, Mamiellophyceae, Mamiellales, Mamiellaceae.
AUGUGCGACGGCGGCGUGCGCGAGCGAUGCGCGCGCGUCGUGCAGUGCCCCCCCCCGGGCGCGGGUCAACCGAUCGCGAGCGAGCGUCAACGGCCAUUUUUGAACCGCGCGGUUCGAGAUGAAAAAGGUCGUUGCCCCGCCCCGACCGACGACGGGCGCGGUAUCCGAGACGUCGAAGAUGCGGACACCGCGCCGCGCGUUACCACCCCCUCACCCCACGCCGCCGCCGCGAUGUCCGCGGCGCAGCCUCCCCCCGCGCAGGUCAAGAACGCGCUCGGCGCGCUCAAGAAACAGCGCAGCGAAAACCGCAGCCACCGACGCUCGCUCAGCGGCGGAACCCUGGACCUCUCCCCCGAGGCGCUCGCGGCGCCGAUGAAAGCGAUGCACGUCGGAGGCUCUCGCGGCGCGAGUCCGAGCCCGGCGUCGUCGCCGUCGACGUCGCCCACGGGGACGACGAUGACCGCGCACGAGAAGCUGAAGGCCGCGUCGAAGCACCGACGGCUGUCGAACGGCCGCGCGUCGCCGACCCCGUACGACCUCCACGCGAGCGGCGACGCCGACGCGAAGGCGCGCGAUGUUGGUGACGGAAAAUCACCAACGAGCUCCGCGUCCGGCCCCGCGUUCGAGUGGCUGCUUCGCCGACAGAUGGAGGUGGAGAUGAUGUUCCGCGGGGAGAAGCCCGCGACCUGGCGUCAGUGCGACGUCGUGCGCGUCCGCGACGUCGUCGCGCGCUUCGCGGCGUUCUUCGUCGACCUCCACGCCGCCGCCGCGUCGCUGCCGGGCGCGUCGGCGUCGUCGAAUCGAUUCGGCGUCGGCGGCGGCGGCGGCGGCGAGCCGUCGUCGUCGUGCGCGCCGUCGACGCUGUUCCAGGAGCUGCUCCACCGCGUCAGCGGCGUCAACGCGGGGCGCUCGAUGGACGAGCAGAAGCGCGAGGGGAACGUGCCGAUGCACCAGGCGAAGGUGUUGGACCGGCGGCAUCGAACGAACGACGAGUGCGCGGGGAUGGACGAAUCGCUCGGACGCGAGAGAGUGAUGAAUCUGGUCGCGAGCGUGAAGGCGCGUUCUAUCGUACACUGGUCCCCAUACGGCCGCGUUCGCGUGGUGAACGCCAAUCCUUAA